UUGGGGCUACAACUAAGUUCGGGAAGAACUAAUUAAUUACAAAUUAUUGCAAUAAAUAUAUAAAAAUGAAUUUAAUCAUUAAAAAGAAGAGUUCAAAAUCUGAACUCAUUCUUUUCCGACUGGUGUUGCAAUUGAUCCUUCUGACCGUAUUACUUGAUUUGACUCAUGCCAGUGUAUAUUCAUAUUCAAAGCGAUACAGGAUCCGAACACCGGGCAAAUGUGAAUUUAAUACUUACACGUUUUUUAAUAAAAGUUACUGUUAUAGAGGUCCAGAUGAAACCUGUAACCAAAACUAUCCUUAUGACAUGUGUUCUCCACAAGUUCCCUGCUCCUCUUGUAAUAGGUGCACAGGUUGUUAUUAUUAUAAUGAAACUGAUAUUAAUACAGGAGAACUAAUAAAAGGAAAAAAGAAUUGCAGUACUUCAGACAUUUUAUGUACCCGUAGGAAUGAUUUAGACAAACGUUGGUUUCGACAUUUUCAGCCAAAUCUGUUGGAUUAUAUUAAUAACUACCUAUAAACAGUGAUCUG
This is a messenger RNA of Teleopsis dalmanni, 529 nucleotides long. RefSeq lists its product as uncharacterized. NCBI's taxonomy places the organism in Eukaryota, Metazoa, Arthropoda, Insecta, Diptera, Diopsidae. Bases 66 to 518 code for a protein of 150 amino acids. The transcript is spliced from 2 exons. The record is from RefSeq and is a predicted model, not a curated record.